UUGGCCUCUUUGGUUGUGGGACCGACUCUUCGAGAUAGGAUAGUCGCCGAGCAACCGAAUGACCGUUUCCUAUGUCGGAUGAGAGAGUUGUCGGAAGCCGGUAGAAUUGGUGGAUUCGUAGUUGUAUCUGAUGGAGCCUUGGUCUUCGAGGGUAGACUUUGUGUCCCGAAGGUGUGGGAACUGCGAAGGGAGAUCUUGAGAGAGGCCCAUAGUGCCCCGUACACCAUCCAUCCUGGUAGCACGAAGAUGUAUCAGGACCUGAAGAAGUCUUUCUGGUGGCGAGGCAUGAAGAGGCAGGUAGCGAAGUUCGUGGAUGGGUGUCUGGUGUGUCAGCAAGUGAAGGCUGAGCGCCAGAAACCGAGAGGGUUGUUGCAGCCUCUUGAGGUUCCCCUGUGGAAGUGGGAGUGCAUCACCAUGGAUUACUUAGUGGAACUGCCAAAGUCGAGGAGCGGGUAUGAUUCGAUUUGGGUGAUAGUGGAUCACCUUACGAAGUCUGCCCAUUUUCUGCCAGUUCGGACGACCAUGAAGGCGAGUGAUUACGCCGAAUUAUUC
This is a messenger RNA of Striga hermonthica, 552 nucleotides long. NCBI's taxonomy places the organism in Eukaryota, Viridiplantae, Streptophyta, Magnoliopsida, Lamiales, Orobanchaceae. The record is from the annotation of a GenBank genome assembly.